CAUCCGGUUCCGGUGGUCUAUUCCCAUUCUUGUAUUUCCAGCAGUUACAUUUUAUUAUUAUUUCCCGUUUAUAUAAUUCUAACCACAAGUUAGCGCUCCACACCUUGAUACCCCUCUCAACGAAGGGUAUCUGGUGAGAUGACAGACUGAAGACUAAAGAAUGACAUGACCAAGGAUAUAAGAAUCUUGUUUAUGUAACUUCAGUUCUAUCAAUAUGAAUUAUUUCUUGUUAAUUGCAGUUAACUCCAUUAUGACUGACUAUAUAUAACUUUUUACAUCAUUCCUGUGAUGGUGUCAGCAAAGUUUACUGAGACUUUUCUCUUUCUUACACUUAUCUAUUUAUGGCUUGGCCGUAACUGAAUUAUUUCUGAAUUCAAGACUGAAUUAUAAGAAAAAGAUUUUUGUUUUACAGCUGAGACAUAAUUAGGUUUUGAAGAAAAUAUAAUAGCAUUAUUGAAAAUUUUUAAUAGAAAUAUAUCUCUUGAAAAUUACAGUGGAAACGUAAUUUUCUAUUUUAUGAAGAUUCGACAGUAUGGAAGAGAAACUUGGUGAAAGUCAAAUACAUAAGGAAAAAACACCUGAUAGGAAUGAUGUCUCUCAUCAAACAGGAAAGAUAUACAGGUGUGAUGUCUGUGGGAAAUCAUUUAAAAUAAGAAAAUAUUUCACUCAACAUAAAUUGAUGCAUACAGAUUCAAAAUUGUAUGGCUGUGAUAUAUGUGGUAAAAAAUUCUCUUCGAAUGAAUAUUUAUCUAACCAUAAACAUCUUCAUACAGGUCCGAAACCAUACAACUGUAGUAUUUGUGGCAAAGUGUUCUCACGAAAUAGGGAUUUAUUGACACACAAACGUAUUCACACAGGUGAGAAACCAUUCCAUUGUGAUAUCUGUGGUAAAACCUUCACUGUAAAUGGUUCUUUAUCUGUACACAAACGUAUUCACACAGGAGAAAAACCAUACCACUGUGAUAUCUGUGGUAAAAGCUUCUCCGCAAGUAGCUCGGUAACAACACACAAACUUAUUCACACCGGUGAGAAACCAUAUCAGUGUGAUCUUUGUGGGAAAGCAUUCUCUGUAAAUAGUAGCUUAUCUAAACACAAGCGCUUUCACACAGGAGAGAAACCAUAUCACUGUGAUAUCUGUGGUAUGACGUUCUCUCAAAGUUCUAAUUUAAUGGCCCAUAAACGUAUUCAUACAGGAGAAAAACCAUAUCACUGUGAUAUUUGUGGUAAAAAGUUCUCUACUAAUGAAUAUCUAUCAAACCACAAAUAUAUUCACACCGGGGAAAAAAGAUAUCAUUGCGAUAUUUGUGGUAAAGCAUUCUCCCAAAGAGGUAAUUUGCUUUCCCAUAAACCUAUUCAUUCAGGAGAGAAACCAUACCAGUGUGAUAUAUGUGGUAAACAUUUCUCUACAAAUCAGUAUUUAUCUAACCACAAGCGUAUUCAUACAGGAUUGAAGCCAUGCCACUGUGAUAUUUGUGGUAAAGCUUUCUCUCGAAACAGUCAUUUGAAUGAACACAAACGCAUUCACACAGGUGAGAAACCGUACCACUGCGAUGUUUGUGGCAAAUCGUUCACUAUAAAUGGUCAUUUAACUAAACACAAACGUAUUCACACAGGAGAGAAACCUUAUCAAUGUGGCGUCUGUGGCCGGAUGUUCACCGAUAGUUCUACUUUACUCACACAUAGACGAAUCCACACAGGAGAAAAACCAUAUCACUGUGAUAUUUGUGGCAAAACUUUCUCUGCCAAUGAUUCUUUAUCCAAACACAAACGUAUUCACACGGGAGAAAAACCAUAUCGCUGUAAUAUCUGUGGGAAAGCAUUUUCUGAAAGUAGUUCUGUAUCAACACAUAAACGUAUUCACACUGGUGAGAGGCCAUAUCACUGUGAUAUCUGUGGAAAAACAUUCACUGCUAGUAAUUCAUUAUCUACACACCGAAUUAUUCACACAGGAGAGAAACCAUAUGAAUGUGAUAUAUGUAGUAAAGCUUUCUCACGCACUUGUAACUUAUUGCGACAUCGGCGUCUUCACACAGGAGAGAAACCAUAUCACUGUGAUUUCUGUGAUAAAACAUUCACUUCUAGUACUGACUUAAACACACACAUACGCAUUCAUACAGGAGAGAAACCAUACAACUGUGAUAUCUGUGGUAAAUCAUUCUCUCGAAGUGGUCAUUUAUUGAACCAUAAACGUAUCCAUACAGGUGACAAACCAUAUCACUGUGAUGUUUGUGGUAAGGCAUUUUCUCAACAAGGUCAUCUUUUAGCCCACAAAUGUUUACACAAAAGAGAAACUACUCCUGUAUGACAUUUGUAAUGAAUCCUCCUCAUAUUAAUCAGUUAAUUAGGUAUAAACAGAUAUGUUUGUAGACUUUAUACUAGUUCAGUUGUAAUUCUUUAAAAGCACCUUAAUACUUUUACUCCAUGUGGAGUAUAGGGCACCAAUAAGAAAUCUGUGUUCUUUUGGCAUUUCAAUAGAAAUGCAGAAAAUUUGACAGUGCUAACCUUACCACUGUCCUCCUUUCUUAACUGGGUUUGGGACAAGCUAGGGCAGAGUUCCUUCAAAAGUUAUUCUUAAGAUAACCAUAAGACCCCAUCAUCAACACACUUCAACCUCUUCCCCACACACAAUUUGUCUUUCCUACACUCACCUCUGCUCUUAAGAUUUGGCUGGUUUCAGUUGAACUCCACUCAGGCGUUCCUCACUCACAUGCCUCUCCUCUCAUCACUCAUAUUGUUUAGCCAUCCUCAACAGCCACACUAAACACUUCACCCUUAGAAUGACAAGUGACUUCAUUAAAACUUAUGAAAUAUCAUCACUAAAUAUAUUUACAUUGUCAUUUUUUUAAUAUCACUGUUGUGUAACGUUGUUGAAACUGUUUUGAAUAUUUUAAUUUUCUUAUGUGAAAUGAAAAUAAAAACCUGGCUAUAAUUGCUACCUCUAUAAAGUUGUUGUGUUGCUCCAA
Octopus bimaculoides (California two-spot octopus) is the source of this 2963-nucleotide messenger RNA. RefSeq lists its product as uncharacterized. The record is from RefSeq and is a predicted model, not a curated record. Lineage: Eukaryota; Metazoa; Mollusca; Cephalopoda; Octopoda; Octopodidae.